This is a messenger RNA of Ostertagia ostertagi, 432 nucleotides long. The record is from the annotation of a GenBank genome assembly. NCBI's taxonomy places the organism in Eukaryota, Metazoa, Nematoda, Chromadorea, Rhabditida, Trichostrongylidae.
AUGGCAAGGGACGGCCAGGUUAUUGCUAAAUCGGGCAGCAUUUUCGGUGAAACCGCGGAUGUGAUCUGCCUGACUGUGAGCAGCACGCUGGACUAUUCUCCUCCAGUGUGGAAAUCUCUCACAAGAGCAGCAGGUCUAGGAGAGUACAAAGUGCUUUCAUUCAUCUUCAGAAAGAAAGCCUCCAAAAUAGCCAAGGAAGGAUUGAACCAGUGGCUUGGUCGUGGUGAUAUCCUUGUUGUGGAUACCUCGAAGACGAAGUUUCAGCUUUCUGCCAAAUUUGUUUUUCUCGUCGUUCACCCCGAUAUUCAUCACCUGGACAAGGCAUAUCGUUCUAUUUUCCGUGAAGCUGCUGCUCGAAAAUGCACAUCAAUAGUGAUCCCAGGGCUAGGAUGCGGUUUCGUUUUUUUUCGUGCCAUUUCCAGCUACAGACAC